GUCGCUCCUGCACGGGCCAACAAUUUCCGGGCAAUGUUAAUAAAGUUUUGCGUUUUCUUAAUUCGUUAAUUAGUUAUUACGCGUAAUAUAAUAUUACCAGUUAGUAUUUUACAUGAAGCUCAGUGUUGUUAAAAUAUUGGACGUGUUUUUGUGAUGAAGUAAUGAAUCUUGUGGUUCUGUGACAGAUUGGCAGGAAUAUGCCUGGGAAAUGUGACGUGUUACCAUCUUGACAUCUCGAAAACAGUAAAUAAAGUUUGCAAUGUGGAGCGCUCCUGAAGAACCUCCUGAUAACAUGGAAGUUGCUGGGUCUUCCAAAUCUGGAGGAGAUCCUUCUUCCAAUGUCAAAGAAAUUUGUGAAGAUAACAAAAGCCAGCUGGAGACUUUCAAAGACAUCAUGUUGAAGACCAAGAAAGACUUGAAGAAGAAAGAGGAGGAGUUGCAGGGAUAUGCAAGUAAAUUAUCGGAAAUAAAAUCCAGAAGUAAGCGAUCUCGACGAAGCAGAGAUGCAGGCUCUUCUUCCGUUGAAACGACCCCUAAGUCCAAAGAUGAUGUUGAUAUGGGAGGCUCGAAGGAAGAUGCUGUCGAUGACAUCAGUCAAGCCAAAACUCCCAAAGCUAAAUCGUCGCUGCUCCAACGAAAACUUGCAGAAAAUCGCAAGAUAUUCGAACAACGCAGUAAAGAGAUGACCGAAAGUAAACGAGCUGUUGAGGAGAAAGUUGAGGCCAUCAGGCAACAAAUGGAUCAAACUGAUCUAUCAAUUGCUGAAUCACAAAAAGAUCCAUCCACUGUCACCCCUGUUAAGCCAGUUCUGAUAACUUCACAGAUUGUUGCGCCUUUGGACGUACAAGUAGCAUUGUUUCCGGACACUGACAACAAAGUAGUCGAACUGAACAAUCGAAUAUUGGAACUCGAAGCUUUGGUAAUAGAUUUACAGGAUAAUUUGAAAGAAAAAGAUUCAGUUAUCGAGUCGAAAACAAGAGCCGUUACUCUGAUGUCCGCCGAUCUAUCGAAAAAAGGAAAAAGCACGUUGGACACGUUGGAAGAUACAAAAGACGAGAUGCGAACGAUGCAGGAAAAUUUUGUUCUCAUCGAGUCUUCGUUACGAGUCAAGAACGAAAAUCUCUUGGAACAACUCCAGGAAAGAAACGAACGAGUCACGCAUUUAGAAGAAACAGUCAAUAGGUACGAGCAAGAAAUGGAGGAAAAACGUUUGGCGGAAAACGCAAGUGCAAGUUUGUCUCGUACGACUAUUGACACGUUAGCCGAUACGAAGAACGAAAUGAGAUCAAUGCAAGAAAAUUUCGUGCUGAUUGAAACGUCCCUUCGAGAAAAAAAUGAUAAUUUAUUGCAACAAUUGCAAGAAAAGGAAACAAAGUUGGCCGAAGCGAUAGAAAAGAUAUACAAACUGGAAUCCGGUGCUGGUAUAACAUCAGCUCCGGAAAUUUCUGACUUGCAAUACAAGAUCGAGAGACUAGAGCGCAGUAAUCUUGCACUUCAGGACGAGAAAUUCGAGUUACAAAAGAGUAUCGGUGAACUGCAGGAGAAAAUAGUCAGCCGCGAAUCAUCGAAUGGAAAUGGUUUGAUUAUUGAGAAAGACAACAGGAUAGCCGAACUCGAAACUCUUAUCGAUGAACUCAAAAAUUCGAACCAACUUCUCGAAGAAGAAUCUAAAGCUGAAUUGCAAAAGCAAAUUGAUGAACUUGUCACAAGAAACGAUGAGUUCAGGAGUAAAAUCGACGACCUUGAACGACUAAACAACGAUCUCGAAACUGAGAAAAACGAAUUGAGAGCUAAAAUACCCGACCACAGUGAAUCUGCCAAGGAGGACGCUGUUGUUCAAAAACUUAAGAAGGAACUAGAUGAUUUGAAUAAAAGUAUGAUCAAAUUGAAAGCACAGCACAAGAGCAAGCUCAGAAACUUGCAAAAACAACUAGAGAACUUCAAAAUGGUGUCCGACACGAAUGCCGAGCUAGUGAAAUUAGGAAACCAAGUGGCGCUACUGGAGGAGGAGAAAGGUAACCUUCAGCUGAGUCUGGUAGACUUUGACGAGCUUAAAGCUUCAGCCGGAGACUGGCAAGACCGCAUUGCCGACCUAGAAAGUAGGGUCUCUGCACAAGCCAACGAUAUCCAAGCUCACGUCGAAGCCAUUGCCAUCUUAGAAAACCAAAAGCUAGAUCUCAUGCAAGAUCUACACGCCGCGAAGCAAGAGAUUUCAGCGCUGGAGGCUGAGAACGCAGAGUCGGAAAAUCUCCGCGUCAGUGCGGAAAUGAAAGUCGUUGAUAUGGAGGAACAGCUGGAAUCUUUGCACAAAAUGCACAACGAGAAUGCGACGUUGACGCCGUCGGAUGAAAAAACGAGCGAAGAUUUGCUCGGAAAAAUAGAAGCGCUGACACAGGAAAAUCACGAGUUGGUGCAGAAAAUCGCCAAGCUCGAAGAGAAGCCAUCGUCCGAUGCUGGUUCGACGGAAUCGUUCGAAACUAUCCACGAAGACCGAAACGAAUUGACGAAGAAAAUCGAAGCGUUGUCGGUAAGAAACGCUGAGCUGGAAGAAAAACUGUUGAAACUCGAAGAAGCAACACGUUCGAACGUUGGUUCGACCGAAUCUUUCGAGACUAUUAACGACACCGACAGAUCAGAACUCGUGAAGAAAAUUGAUUUGUUGUCUCGUGAAAAUAGCGAUUUGGUCACGAGAUUGAACAAAUUCGAGGAAAAAGGUUCUUCGGACACAGGCUCAACAGAAUCUUUCGAAAAAAUUCCUGAACACGUCGACAGCUCCUCGAGAAUUGAUAUUCUUACGAGAGAGAACAAUGAACUUGUCAUUAAACUCACUAAACUCGAAGAGAAAAUGGACAAUUUAUCGGCUCGACAAAUCGGAGAAACCUCUGAAUUAAUCCGCUCCGAAGACUCGGCGGUAAAAGAUGGUCGAUUAGAAAAUCUCGUUCGUGAGAACAACGAUUUGGUGAUCGAACUCACCAAAGUACAGGAAAGAUUGUCACGAGUAUCCGAGGAAAAGGACGAGCUGCAGAAAUUUGUAGACGCUAACCAACAUCAGGAAACGAACAUCGAACAGCUCAAUUCUCAAAUGAAUUUAUUGAGCGUCGAAAAUGAAGAUUUGCUCGUUAAACUGAGAGAAAAGAGCGCCGAGUUGAGUGAAAACGUUGAAAAGCUCACUGAAACGGAAAGAACGUGUCACAGGGAUCGCGAAGAGGAAAAUAUCGCGAAAUCGACAACAGAGGCGAAAAUCGCAGCGCUCGAAACCGAGAUCGACAAUUGCCGUAAAUUAAUCGCCGAACAAACGGAAUUGAUCGACGAAAUGAAGACCAAAUUGACGGACAAAGAGACUGAAUUGGAAGAGCGGAUUAAGCGAAUUGGCGAAUACGAAGCAAGCGGGGUUUCCGCCGAAAAUUUGCAACGCGAGUUGACCGAAAGUUUCGGAAUCAUUGAGGAAUGGAAAUUUAAAUGCGAAACAAUGGAAAGAAAAAUGGAAAUUUUAGAAUCUGGCAAAAUCGCGAUCGAGGAAGGUUUGAAAAUCUUGCAAGAUGAAAAUAAAAUAUUGGCCGAAGAAACGAAGAAAAAAGACGCGAUUGCGGUUGCCUUGAAGGAGGAACUCGACCGGACGAUCGCCAAUUUCUCCAAUCGCUUGGACGAAAAUCAAGUCGCUGCCCUCAAACAGGAAGAAGAAAUAUCGAAACUUCAAGAACUUUUGCAAAACAAAGAUAAAGAGUUGCAUGAAAAAUAUACUCUGCUGCAAAACGAGAUGAUAAACAUCGACAGUUUGCAGGAAGAGUUGAACGAGCGACGAAUUCAGCUGCAAGAAAACGCUACGAUAAUUCUCACUUUGAAUGAGGAGAUUCAGAGUUUGAAAGCAGCAAAAAUCGUGAACGAGGAACAACUUUCCGCAGCAAAUGCAGAAAUCGGCCUCCUGCGAGAAGAACUUUCGACGAAAGCUGCCAAGGAAGCGAACAACGAGCAACUUCUCGAUGAAAUCAAGAGAACGAUGAACGAUUAUUUGAAGGAAAACGAAAAUUUGCGAACGAUGAUAGAAAACUCGAACGCACAAAUUGAACAUUUGCGUGUCGAAUUAGCCGCAAAGAACGACCAAGUUGCUCUACUCCAGAAGGAAAAACUCCACUCGGAAGAUCAAAUAAACGAUUUAACCAUUGCCAAAAACGCUCUCGAAAUGAAAAUUCAAUCACUGCACAAUAGUUUCGACGAAAACACAAAGUUUGCCGAAAAUCUCAAAGUAGAAUUGGGCGAUGCUUACAGAAUGAUGGAAUUGCUCAAAAACAAGCACACCGAAGACGUUGAAAUGUUGAAUCGCCGAUUAGAGGAUCUCAUCGAAGAUCUUAACGCGAAAACUUCCGAAUGCGAAACUCUGCAGGCAGAGCUAACGGAAAAGCUGAAAAUCGUGCAAGAACUUGAGUCGAGAAAAUUGGAAUUGGAAGUUUGUCGAGAACAAUUGAUCGAAAAAGAAAUUCUCGUUGGACAAAAUGUGACGGAAAGCGUGAAGAUCGACCUGGAACGAAGAGUCAACGAGCUGGAGGAAAAGCUGUUAGAAUCUGAAAAUAACACGCAAACACAGCUGCAAAAGAGGAAAAUUUUGGCCGCUAAUUUGAAGAAGAAAUCAGCCCAGUACGAAGAGCUUGAGGCUAAAGCUGCAGAACUCGAGGCCAAAGUUUCGGAGCUCGAGGAGAAAGCGACAAAGUACGAGUCCAAAGCGUCAGCUUUUGAGGCGAGAGCCAUGGAGCUGGAGCCCAUAGCCGCAGGACUCGAGGCCGAACUCGGUGACCUUAAGACAAAAGUCACAGAACUCGAGACUUACGUCGCGCACCUUGAACCGAAAGCCUCGACGUUCGAGGCGAAAGCAACGGAACUUGGGAUUCAAGCUGCAGAAUUCGAAGCCGAGGCGAGAGCACUUGGCAUCAAACUCGCCGAAUUUGAGGCAAAAGCCACGAAUUCCGAGGCAAAAGUCACCGAACUUGAGAUCCAAAAUGCUGUGCUCGAAAAGAAAGCAUCCAAAUACGAGUUCGAAGUCAGUGAAUUUCAGAGCAAAGCAACCAGUCUCGAGGCCCAAAUUCAAGAGCUCGUAUCUCAAAUCACCAGGUUGGAGAACGAAGCCACAGAGCUCAAGGUCAAAGCAGCGGAAUUCGAGACGAAAGCUGCAGAGAACGAGGCUAAAGCGGCGGAGUACGAGGAGAAGUGGAUAUCGGAGAAGGAUGAAAAGGAUGCAUUGAACUUGAAGAUUAAAGAAGACGAAGGUAUUCUUUGCGAAAAGAACGACGUGAUAUUGGGUCUCGAGCAAGAGUUGAAUUCCGUGCGUAGCGAAGCGUCAGAGUCUCUCAACAGAGCAGACAGUUUGUCAAGCGAGUUGGAAAAUUCGUCAGAAAAGAUAGCAGCUCUCAUGUCCCAAGUGGAAGGAAUGCUGGACGAGAUGAAAGCUUUGCGUUUGGAAAUGGAUGCGCGUUCGUCUGAAUUGGCGGAGGAGAGAGCAGCUAAAGAGAGUUUGAUGGGAGAAUACGAGAGGCAGCGUGAAGUUGCGCUCGCUGAGGAAUCCCAGAGACAGCGAGUCCUCGAAGAAGCCAAAGAAAAGGCGAGAGAACUCGGGGUCCGGAUGCAGGUCAUGGAGUCGGAAUACGUCGAGCAUUUGAACUUGAUCCAGACCCUGAGAACGGAAAAUGGCAUGUUGGCCUCGCAGCAAACGCAGAUCAACGAAAGACUCGAGAACGCAGAAAAAGAAGCUUCAGAGAGCAAGAUUCUGCUGGACCAAUUGCAACGCGAAACAGAAAUUCUCCGUCGAAACGAAGCUCCCGCGAAGGACGAACAAGCGAGAAACGACGAAAAGGAAUCCUGCGAUCACUGCGAUCAAUGCCACACGGUCGUUCAAGCUUUAGAAGCUAAAUUACAAGAGCGUGACGCCGAGAUCGAGAAUCUCGACAACGAGCUCGCCAAUUCGAUCGGCAAUUUCGUGCACAUGAGGGAAUCCCUGAGGGUGAGUGACCUCAUGAAUCAAUCGACUUCGCGAUCUCGCAACCACGAGGAAUCCCGCGACAGCAAUGAUCUCGCUUUCCAAUACAACGCUCUCAUGGCUCGAAACGCUGAGCUCAGCGACAACUUGAACUACAAGAUUCGCGAGAAUGAAGAAUUGAACGAAAAAAUCGUCAGUCUCGAAGCACUCAAUGCUGCUUUACGCGAAAGAACGGUCGCCGUCGAGGACGAACUCACCGGGUCCCAUGAUGCACCAAGAGUUGAUCCUUCCAGCCAAGAAAUUCGCGAUAAUUUGCAAACUUGCGAUAACGAAUUGAAAAAUGCGAGAGCUGAAAUUGAGGCCAUGAAAAAUCGCCAUGACGAGAUGCUCGGUGGGGCAAGAUCGCAGAUUCAACAGUUGGAAUUAUACAACGACGAACUGACACGAACUUGCAACGAUUUGACCACAUCCCGGAGUCGAGCUGAGGCUGAAAUAACUUCGCUGCGAGAAGAGGCUGCUAGUUUCCAGCAAAGAAUCCUCCAGCUGCAGGCUGACGUCGAAAAAUACAAAGAAGAAAAUUCUAAACUCGUCGAAGUCGACUCAAACAAGCGGGAACCUCGAGCCGCGAGCAGUUUCUUCGCUGAGGAAAAAGCGGAUGCUCCAAAAUUAUUCGAUGCGGAAAAGCUCUUCGGUCCGUCGCCAACCUCGAAUGCGAACGAGCAGAGGGAACUCGCUGAUCUUCGUAACGCCUUGACGACCAAAGACCUCGAAAAUGCUGCCCUCUCGCAACAAGUUAAACAACUGGGCGAACAGAUCGUUGCUCUCGAGUCAAUCGUCCGAGAAACGAGCGCCCAAAAUUCCCGAGAGUUGGAGACUGCGCUCAAUAAUUGUCAAACACUGCAAACCGAGUUAGCACAAGUUCAGCAAUUGCUGGACGAGAGAAAUCGACACAUCGACUCAUUGAAUUUGGAGUUGAACAACGUCGGGGCACAACUCGCUGAGCAGUUUGGUCACAGAGGAAAUAACGGGGUGAUUGAAAGAUUGAAAGCGGAGAAUACGGAACUCGUUGGGAAGUUGGAACACUUGCAAAUCGAAAAUGCUCGCUCCGGGAAAACUCUCGAUCUCAUAAUCUCUAUCUUUAAUGAAAUUCCCAGGGAAUUCGGGCCAGAACAACUCCAAGCUUUGUCCUACCUCAACGAAGUAUCUCCGAGCAUAAACGAGAGACUCGUGGAGAUAAAACAAUAUUUUGAUGCGACACUGAACGAAAGGAGCGAGCUGCUCACUGCCUUGGAUAACUGCAAACAGCGGAUUUCCACGUUGGAGGAAGAGCUCAAAAAUUCCAAUGAUUCGACGAGAAUUCAAGAACUGGAACAACGCGUGGACCAAAUUAAUCGCGAACGCGACAUCAAGCAACUCCAAGUCAACGAUCUCACUCGCUCUCUCGAGGAGAUGCAAGAGUCGAUGGAAAAAGCAUCUUCCAACGAGGAAAUACGUUUGAGAAAUCUUCAAGCCUCGCUCGAUCGAGCACUCAGCGAAAACGAUCAGUUGAAAAUGCAAUUGGAAACUUCGUUACGAAUGAGAGAAACAAAGGGACCCGGUGAUAAUGAAAAAUCGCAGACCGUCGAGACGCUGGAGACAUCUCAGGUUGAUCAAUCAACAAUCAGCGAUGAAGCAGAGCUACGAAAAGCUCAAUCCUCGGAAGUCGAAGUUCCGAUCGUUUCUGAAAGCGCUUGGGACGAAGAGGCGAAAAUGGACGACGAAAUGUGGUCGUGGAACGCCGAAGACGCUCGGCUGGCCGAAACUCACGGUCAUCACUUUACUGGCGACACACUUUUACCGAGUCUCGAGAGACGAUUGAACGCUAAAAUAGCUGAGCUGGAGGAUACGAUCCGAGAUCUUGAAACGGAGAAAGAAAAGCUCACGGAGGAGAUAAAAACUACACAAGUUCGGAGUGGCAAGCUCGUGAAGAAGCUUAAAGAAUUCAAAAUUCAGAAUGAAAGUCUUCAGCAGCAAUUGAAGAUCCAGAAAGCGAGUGUCUCGUUCGGCGAUCUCGAUACCGCGAUCGAGGAAGAGUUGAAAUUGCAAAUAAAUAAAUUAGAAAGCGCCUUGAACGAGGCUAAAGAAGAAACGAGGAGGGCCAGUCUAGAACGCGAUAAUUUAUUGAAGAGAAUCGACGUCCUUGGAGCUGCGAAUGAACGAUUGGUCGAGAUGAAAGAACGACAAGACAUGGAAGUCCAAGUUUUGCAAAUACGAGCAAAAGAUUUGUCGAACAAAUUAGAAUCGAUGGAUUGGCAGUCCCGUGAAAGUCGUGACGAGUACAGCGAAGAAAAUCGAACGCCUCAAGCUGUCCAAGUUCAAGAACAGGCGGAGACGAAGCUCGUGGAACCUCUGCAGAGCGCAGCUCCUCCCAUUAAAACCGCUGAUUGCCUCUGCGAAAAGUACAAAGCUGAGAUUGACGAGUUGCGGGACGAAAUUGAAGCUCUUGCAGCCGAGAACGAGCAGCUGCAAAAAGUACUUGAGGAACAAAAAUCCACGCGAUUAACUGGCGAGUCCAGACUCAAUGAUCGAUUGAACGAGAGUGCCAAAGAAAUCGAGGAAUUGUCGAGACGCAAUAGCCAGAUUCAAAAGGAACUCGACGAUACUCGAAACGAUCAUCAAUCAUUGAUGAAGCUUCACGAUCAAGAAGCGAAAAAUUCUGAACAACAAAUAACCGCCCUCAAACAAAUCCACGAUAAAUUGAAUUUUGAAAUUGAUCAAAAAACCGAAACUUCUAAUCUGGAAAUCACGAAAAUGCGAGACCAACUUCAAUCCAUGAGUUCAGAGAUGGAAAAACUUGAAGAAACUUUGCGAAUUUCAACCGAGGAGAAGAACCGAUUGAUCGAAAGAACGAAAGCUCACGAAGAGACUGCCGAGAGAUUGGCGAGUUUGGAAGGCUCGAUGACAGAAUUAAGCGGACUUUUGAAUUCCCGUGUACAAGAAGUCGCUGAAUUGAAACGUGAAAUACAGAGGUUGAAGGCUGACCGGAAAGAGGCUCUCGUAACUUUCGAGGAUCUGACACUGAAUCACACGCGUGAAAUGUCCAUGAAGAACGAGGAAACGCAUCGUUACGUUCUCGAGUGCGAGUCACGUUUGAACGAGCAAAAUGUGGAGAUCGCUGGAUUGAAGGACGAGUUGGCCAAGGUCGAACAUGAGAGAUCGACGUGUUUCGGUAACGUAGAAAAUAUGAAACAGGAAAUCGAACGUUUGAACAACGCGCUCGUCGAAAGUCGCUCACACCGCGAAUCAUUGCAGUCCGAACUCUCCGGCAAGGAGCAAGAACUCUUCCGAGAGGAAGAUGAGGUUAGAAAGUACGCUUUGGAGGUCAACCGACUGAACGAAGUCAUCGGACAUUUGCAAAAGUCUUCAGCCGAUACGAUCGAAGAAGCGAACAGAAGAUUUAGUGAAAUAGAAGAUCGAGAGGCGAGUCUGAAGCGAACGAUAAACGAGUUGACGAGCAGAGAAUCAGAAGCCGUUGCACAAUUGUAUCGCGAGAUAAACGAGAAGAAUAGUCAAGUCGCGAGCCUCCAGCAAACUGUUGUAAAUCUAGAGCAGAAAAUUCACGAAAUUGUGACGACACAUUCGAGAGAAACGAUCGCAGAAUCGAAGGAGAGUUCGACGGACGAUUCGUCGAGCGUCAACGCGACGAGGGACGAAAUUGAAAAGCUCCAAAUAAUCGUCGACGAGUUGAGGCACGAGUUGAGCAGCAAAAACGAGCAAAUCGAGGAUUACAAAUACCAAUUGAGCGAAAGUACUUAUCCAGCAAUAAUCCAAGCUCUACAGGAUCAGGUGAACAUGCUGUACGAUGAAAAAAUGAAAGUCGAGCAAACUCUUGAAGCGACCUUACAAGAACUGGCUAGAGAGCGCCAAGCCAGAGAAGAAUCUGCGACUCAGCCGCGAUAUCAGAGUAGACAAUUGAAUUCGAUGAUGGAGGAUGAGUCCGAAGAUAACACGAGAAGAUUCUUCGAAGACCCUCAAAAUAUUAGGCUCCGUGAUGCCGAAGACGAGAUACAAGCUCUCAAGAUGGAAAUCGAUGAAAGAAUAGAACGAUUCAAAGAGUUACACGACCGUUAUGAGAACGCCGAGGUCGAAAUAAACGACUUGAGGUUACAGCUUGCCUCGAAAGAGCAUGAGAUUUUGAAGAUCCAUCAGAAAUUCGAGAAUACCAGUAAAGAGUGCGAGCUACUCAAAAACGUUUUGAACAAAGAAUUGCCGAUGAGCGAACUUGAAAGCACCCGAACAGGCGAUACUCCGUCAUCGAAUCAAGCUGCCUUGGAACGAUCGUCCAACGAACUCGACAUUGCUUUGUACAUGCUUCAUCAACGUGACGUACGCUGUGAAGAAUUAACUCACGAACUUAUGCAACUUCUCGAGGAACGUGAUACCCUCCAAUUGAGACUUUCAAAUGCAAUUAGGGUCAACGAAGAAUUGCGUAGAGUUUUACCGAACGAGGCCAGAUCGAGCGAUCCCAACCACGAUAUCGGCGACGUUGAACCAAUCGUCGAAAAACCCUCGCCAUCCAAAUCCGUUGGACCCGUCGAAAUCGCCAAAGAAGCGAUCGAUACACCCAACGAAGAGAAAAUUGCACUCGCCCAAAACAAUUCCAUGGAGUUUCCACCGAAAAAAUUGAUGAAACUUGACGAUCGUACCUGGUUCCCUUCUACAUUUGUGGGCCCCAAUAAUCCAAGCGCUUUAGAGAAUUUGGAAGCAGUAGCAAAAAAGUUGUCGCAGUUGCAUAACACGGGACACAGAAGGGACGUUCGUCUUUUGGACGAUCGUGAUAUGAGGCAUAAUCAGCAAAUGUCUUUGCUAGCCCAUCGUGAUGUAUUGAACACCCUGCCACCGGAAGCUGCUGCAAGAUUGGUCAAUGCCAAUUACACUCUCUCCCGGGACGUUCAGAGUCAGUCGAGCGUGCUAAUCAAUUGGCUAUGGGGUAAAAGUACACCAAAAGUGGUACACAUGUGAUGGAGGGCCGAAAAUCUCGAGCUUUUUGUCUUCCUUGUGUCCUGGAGACAUUCCGAAAACCAUAACCAACUGCCAAAACAAAAUUCUCUUCGUGAAGAGACUGCAAGAGGUUUGACUGCAAUUCCAGAGAAUUUACUGCUUUGCUCGUGUGAGGGACGUCGUGUGAGAAUCCCGCGGGAAGAAGGUGCCUUCAUUGUUUAUUUUUUCUUUAUGUUCAUAGAUUUCUUUUGGUUUGCAAUGCCUCAUUGGCGCAGUGGCUGGCAAUCAUUUGUAUAGUUUCAAUAUUCGUUUUGAAGUAUCACAGAAAUGUGUUAAUUGUACGAAAAUAGGUAAAAUCGUCAUGCAAGUAUAACUGUCUCGCGUGAAUUGUAUAGAUCCGUUAAUAAUAUAUAAAUAUGUACACAUACAUACACACACACACAGAACCGCUUAUGUAUGUGUGAAUGUGAUUCGACAAUUGUAAUAAUUUGGGAGAGUGUCACAUGAUCAAUCGCUGUGCGGUCAGAAAAACUACAAAAUGUGCGUGCGUAAAUACAUAUGCACAUUCAUACGAGUAUUCAUAGUGUCUCAAAACUCAAAAGUCUCCCUCAAAUUUUUUGUCAUAAUCAGAUUGUGGAAUUUCCGAAAAAAGUUCCAUUUCCAUUUUUUUUUUUUUUCCAAUUAAAUUUCAUCAAUUAUCGAUUUAACUGUUCUGCGCAUAAUGUCUAUUGAUCGAGGAGUGUGAGUCGUGAGCUUGGAACGUUCAUUAACAAUUUUAUUGAAUUUUUCUUGAUAGUGCACAGCAUUAACUUCGUCUAAUUAGGUGCGCGUUUUACUUAUUCGAAUCACUAAAAAUUUAACACGAUCGAAAUUAUGUUGCUAUUGAUUUGAGUAAUGUUUGUGAAAUCCUCGGCAUCUUUCGAAUUUUAUCUUUCAUUUUAAAAAAUGAUAUUUGUAUGUGGAAAUCGAUAUGAAACUGGUUAACCAAAAAAUUAUUUAUUGAAUACGUAAUCGAAUUUCUUCUUCACCGAGUGCAGUUUUAUUUCAGCACUUAUGAAGUCGAUUUUAGUUAGUUCAAUUCUUUUUCAUAUUGAGAAUCAUAUGAAGAAUUUGGUAAAAUGGAGAAUCGUUUAUUUCUUUUAGAAUAUUAUUGAAAAAUUGGGAAAAUAUUAUCAAUUCGUUGGUUCAGUUUUUCAUAUUAUUCUUCUGAAAAUCAGUGUGCAUCUGGAGAUCGUAAAUUGUCGUUUGGGUUUCAUAGAAAUGUUGAGCUUCGGAACUCGUCAGAGAAAUAGAAUCACUUGAGAAACAUAAUGUGUGUUUAAAAUAUUCUACUAAUUUGAAUGGAAUGAAUUAUCAAUUGAAAAAAAUCAAAGCCCAGAAUCCACAGAUCUGAUUACAACAUGAAAUUUCAGUAUAAUUUUUGAGACACUCUAUGCAAAAACUCUACCGAAGCCACACUAAACGAACAACGCGAAAGUUGAUCCACCUGUUCAUAACAAUAUUUCAGUUAACACGAAUGUCCCAUUGACGGAAUGCUCUUUGGACUGAGCACGAAUUCAUUCAAGUUUUUAAAAACAAUAUUUUCAAUAUCGAUGAAACGAAUCCGUGGCGUUCGGUUAUUGGGACAUUUGAGUUUUGAAUGUGACAUCGUCAGAGAAUGCCCGUUCAAGUUCCCUCGAUUUACAGUGUAUUUCGCGCACUUUCAAGAAAUUCACGCCUAAUCGUGCAAUCUUUUGCUCGUGUGCAUUACGAAAUUUUGUACAAAGAUAAUGACACAUGAAGAACAAAACAAAAGAAAAAGAUACAAAUUUACAAGAUUUCUUGACGAAAUAAACGGCCGAUUGCGGCAUUUAUUGUAAA
Molecule: messenger RNA, 12805 nt
Organism: Venturia canescens
Lineage: Eukaryota; Metazoa; Arthropoda; Insecta; Hymenoptera; Ichneumonidae
Product: protein lava lamp-like
Exons: 12
Coding region: 260-10966 (3568 amino acids)
Source: RefSeq, a predicted model, not a curated record